Messenger RNA from Rhinichthys klamathensis goyatoka, 5997 nucleotides. RefSeq names its product RAB11 family interacting protein 3 (class II) (gene rab11fip3). The coding region runs from base 1347 to 5729 and encodes 1460 amino acids. Gene Ontology annotation, cellular component: midbody; endocytic vesicle; cleavage furrow. NCBI's taxonomy places the organism in Eukaryota, Metazoa, Chordata, Actinopteri, Cypriniformes, Leuciscidae. The record is from RefSeq and is a predicted model, not a curated record. The transcript is spliced from 14 exons. Gene Ontology annotation, molecular function: calcium ion binding. Gene Ontology annotation, biological process: endocytic recycling; regulation of cytokinesis.
CACGCGAGUGUCUAUGUGUGAAUGAGACAGCAGAGGUUGUGUAUUGCUGCUGAUGAGAGAGAGAGAGACAUAUUACUGAAAGAUCAUUCUUCGACUAAAAAAAAAACAAGACCUCACGAGCUCAUCUUAAAUCUCGGAUUUCAGAUUAACGGAUAAAUCGCCGCCGAAGGAUUUGUGGGAUUAUCGGGGGUCUCGAGCUGAUUUUAUCCUCGCUAACAGGCUAAUAACAAGCGCAGGUGGAUGACUCGUAAGACUCGACCUGGAUGUUGGCCUGUUUAAGGAUAAACUGAAGAAUAAAUCACCUAGCACCAAAUCAAAUUAAGGGAUUAAAUCAACUCUGACGGUGGACCAGAAACAUAUCAAGGGUCUUAUUUUAACUGGAAAUCAAAAUGAGAGGGGGUCGUUUGGGCCAGCUAGUCGGCCAUUGGGUUUACCUCAGUUGUGGAGGAUGCUGAUGCUAAACGCGCUAGAUCAAUCUAUUAAUUAAUGGUUUUCUUUUUGUUUCUUCAGUCUGACAACACAAUGACAGCUGUUUAAAACACAGCGUGUUGUAUUAACAUUAAACAUUGCAUAUAUGUUAAGCUUUACUCUCAGAUUGUGAGACAACCUAGUUUAUCUGAGUAAAAUGAUUGAAUACACUGCCCCAUAAAAGGAUUAAUUGUUUACAGAGUGUUAUACAUUGCAACCAGACUUUAAUACUUAGUCGUUAUUCCAGGGAAGUGUCAAACCAUUAAUAUAACCUUAUAAAUGAUUUUCUUAUGAGGCAGGCUCAGUUUUUUAACAUUAGGAAGUUGAAGGCUAACAAAAAUUUGGAUGUGCAGUUUGAUAUAGCUCUCUAUUUUAUGUAGUUUCCUGUAUUCUCUUAUACAUGUACAUAUUCUAAGAUUGUAUUUUUCAUUAUGAAUUUCUGAGUUUUUUUAUGGACGGCAAUCUUAAAUACUGCAGUAAUCCUGUUAUUAUGUGUUGAUUGGGAUGUGGAUCAACACACUUUGAGAAGUCUUAUGUUAAAUGGAUUAGAUUUGAAUUUGUAUGCAGAACAGGGAAACAGGGCCAACCUUUUUUUUCAUGGAGAGGUUUGCAUAUCGGAAAAAAUAUCUCUGCCUACAUGGAGCUGUGUUACGCAGUGAAACAUUAUCCUUGUGUCCGCAAAAGUAAACAGUAGUUGAUCAUUUACAGGGAGGUGGACGCUUACGCAUGGGUCUCGACAAGGAUAUUUCUUUUGGUGCGUAUGCUGGAAGAGGCCAUCAAUUACUUUUGAAUUCCGAACAUUACCUUGUGGGAUCAUAACAAAGGAUUGGAAUUUCUGGAAUAUUUCCAUUUGUCAGAGGAGAGAACUCUUCUUUUUAAUGGAGCAAGUUCUCUCCAGCCCUCAGGGGUGUUCUGAGUGGGAGGUGAGUGGGAAAGCUGAGUGGGAAUCCGAACAGAAUCCCCUUGGAUUUCUCCUUAUGGAUAAAGAUAACAGUUCUGUUGGUGAUUCUACCAAUGAAAUUUUUCAGGAGAACGCGAUAAACCUUGAUGACUUAUUUUGGGCUUCUCAGUAUUCUGGGCAGACGUAUUCCUGGGAAAAUGAUCUGGAAUGUGUCUAUCCCGAAUGGAAGACUCCGCCUCCUCCUUCCCCAGAUCUCAAAGGAGAGGGUUCUCCUGGAAGUUUGGAAAUUGUGGAUGGAGAUCUCAUCAGUUUUAAUUCUAGAUCGACUAGUCCUACGUUCUCAAACUUACCCAUGCAGAAUCAAAACAACUUUUACAAUCCUCCUGAACAGGUGCCUGAAUUCCUGCAACCGGUGAAGGUUACUGCCACUUUAAACCCUCUAGAUGUGUACACAGGUGAGCUGGUUAUUAACAACCCCACUAUUCAGACUGACAAAACACUAUUACAAGAAACUCACCUCAAUCUUGAGGACACGCAUUUAACAAACUGUGAGUUCAACCAUAAUUCCCUAGAGGAAAGAACAUUUGAAGACAGUCAGAGCUUCCUUUCACACGGGACUUAUUUCACUCAGUUAUCUGAAGGUUUGUUGCCUGUUUCUCCCGCGGAGGUGUCGUGUGUGGAUACAAACUCAAAUCCCAAGCCUUCAAUUAUUUGUCAGGCACCUCCUUCUACAUCUGAAGACAUCCACCUUCCAUCCUCAGCCAUUUCCCAUGAGCCCAUCCCUCCGAUGUCAUGUUCAGAUCCACCUGGCUCACCAUAUGCACCCCUUCAAAUGGAUGAGGGACAGCUGUUGUUACCCGAGCUGCUGACUGGAGGUCUGUACUCUGAACAGGAGAGUAGUAAACCCUCAGCUAGCAAUGAGACCCAUGACGAUGAUCUUCAGAGCCAAGAGACAACAGGCGCUAACAUAGAAACAACACAACUAUCCUCUGAAGCAGAGACUGCCUGUUGGAGUCCAUUAGGUGAGUCUUGCAUAUCACCUAAACUUUGUGAAGAAACGUUGCGUGAUUUAUCCGCAGAAUGCACAUUUGGUGUCCAAUUGGAAACGGUUGGUGAAGAGGUAAGAGAGGAGGCUGUGUCCAGCUCUUUAACUGAUAACGUUGUUUCUGAAGCUAAAACAGAACUCACACCAAUUGCUUUUAUAGAUUUACAAGCAGAAGAUCCUUCAACUGAUAGCCUGCUUGACAAAGACAGACAAGAGUCCACAUUAGCCUUACCGGUCCACACACCUAAGCAUAAUGCCUUACUUGAGCUCUCACCAGAAGAUGACAUCUUACCUGAGGAUCACAGCCAGCCCACUCACUCAACUGAGGCUGAAGCCUUAUCUGAGGUGCUCCAUGAUGGAUAUGGAGACCUUAUUCCUGUUGCCAUGUUUGAGAUCUUAACAGACAGCGUCUCUUGUGAAGCUGCACCAUCUUUAGACGUUGUAAUACCAUCUGUGACAGAUGCCUUUGAGCUAACAGAUCAGGAAAAAUGUGAUGCAGACUCGCCUGAUCUUGAACCUGAUGCACUCACACUUGAAAUUCAGGAUAGUAUAGCAAGUGUAGAAACAGGCAACCCAGACGAUGACCAUGAGGCAAUGGAAAAGCAUGAUACAACAGAGGACACAGGCACACUCAACGUUUUGGAGACCUCAGAUUUGCAUAAAAACCCAGAGGCAACCAAUCUGAAAAACAAGUCGGACAACUUGCAAAAUGAUUAUUUAAAUCUAGAUAGCAGUAAAUCUGACAACAAUCAAGAACUAAAUGCAACAAUUGAAGCCUGUCAGGAACAAAUCAAUGCUCAACAUAAAGAGAGUGCACUUGUGGAAAAUCUCACACUUGUUGACCAACUGAAUGACUCUUUGACUCCAAAAUCAAGUGCAAUUGUAAUAGAUACACCUGAAGAAAAUGUGACAGCUCACCGUGACAGUCAUAAUACACCAUUGAAAGUCAAAGAGAAACUUCAAAGUAUGUCUUUACAGGGAGGGGAGGGAUUGGAUUGCAGAAUUUCUACUCGGAGUGAAGUCAUUCUUCAUUGUGCCAGUAAUCCUGAUUCUUUAGAGUCCACUCCCUUUACCUGUGCGGUUGAUCAGCUGACUCUGAUGGAUGGACUUUCGGGGCCGGAUCUUACAGACAACACAGAAACUCACAGCCAAUUAUGUGAAGCUACAGGAGAGGGAGAGGUGGGGUUUGCUGCUCAGUUUACACAUCAGGAGGAUUUCCAUCAGCUGACACCAUCACCAAUAGACCUGGCACUAGAGCAACAAGUGAGCUCAGUCUCCCCCAGUUCUCCUCCCUUGCAUAGAAAUGUCUUUCCCUGCGGAUCCAGCCUAGAUGGGGAGGCCUACCUGACCUUGAUGGAAAAUACUCCUGAUACUUCCAACAUUUCCAAACAUGCAGAAAUGACUCUGGAUUUGUGCAAGGCCUCAGACUCCCUGCCAACCCAAUCGCUUCAUGACCAGAGGGUCCCCGUGGAUUUGAUAAACGUGCCUAUAGUUUCCACAACAGCCCAUAGAAGCGAGGAGCAGUCGGCUCUCCGAGCAGUUUUCCAGGCUUUGGAUCAGGACGGAGAUGGAUUUGUCCAUAUUGAGGAGUUUAUCGAGUUCGCAAAGGCGUAUGGAGCUGAACAGGUGAAGGAUCUGACCCGGUUCUUGGAUCCCAGCGGUCUGGGUGUGAUCAGUUUUGAGGAUUUCCACAGAGGCAUCAGUGCUAUCAGCAAUGAAGGUUCUGAUCCGGACCUCUACAAGACUCAUCUCAGCGCAGUGGAAGCCAGUGGACCUCCAGAGGAUUAUGACGAGGCGGAGGUCUCUGACAGUGCGUAUCUCGGCUCUGAGAGCGCCUACAGUGAGUGUGAAACCUUCACGGACGAGGACACGACGGCUCUGGUCCAUCCAGAACUGCAUGAGGACGUGGAAACUGACAGCGGCAUUGAAAACACACUCACAGAUGGAGACGACCGCAACAGGUUCACACUGGGCUCAGAUUUGAAUGGUCACACCGUGGUGGCUGUGAUUGGAGGAGAGGAGGAGCACUUUGAGGAUUUCGGUGAGAGUAACAACGCUUCAGACCUUCUGCUGGCCAAUCAGGAAGAGGGAAGGGUGGGGCCAGAUGGGGAGGGAGAUGAAGAGCCCCUCCCACACUCAGAAAGCCCACUGCCCCGCCCAAUAAUGCUCCUGUCACCCAGCCCCAGCUCUUUUCCUGCUAGUUUCCAGAGUUUCCUUCAGUCGGAGUCGCUGGAGUUUUUCUGCACUCACUGUCAUAAGCAGAUCAGUCGUCUGGAGGAUCUGUCCACGCGACUGCAGUUACUAGAGAUGAAUAGUUCCAGCAAAAGGAUGUCCAGUAAGAAAGCAGCAAGACACUUGCAGCAGUCCAGCAAUCUGGAUGUCAUGGGAGAUCUGACUCCAGACAUUUUGGACCUUGCGGAUCGUGACAUCACAGACAAGGUGUUGCUGUUGGAGAAGCGUGUGUGUGAGCUGGAGAAGGACUCGUCGGAGAGUGAAGAGCAGCAUGCACGCUUGCGGCAGGAGAAUCUCACUCUCGUCCACCGCGCAAACGCUCUGGAGGAACAGCUGAAGGAGCAGGAGAUGCGUGCAGAGGAGACUUUACUCACAUACACCCGUAAACACAGAGAUGCACUGAACAAACUCCAGCGAGACAGAGACGUGGAGAUCGAGAACCUCCAGGCCAGGUUGCAUCAGUUGGAUGAGGAGAACAGUGAGCUGAGGUCAUGUGUUCCCUGUCUGAGAGCCAACAUCGAGAGACUGGAGGAGGAAAAGAGGAAACUUCAAGAUGAGGUGGAAGACGUCACAGAUCGAUUGAAUGAAGAAAUCGAAUCUCGCAGGAAAAUGUCAGACAAAAUGAGCCAUGAACGUCAUACGAACCAGAAAGAGAAGGAGUGCACUCAGGGGUUGAUAGAGGACUUGAGAAAGCAGCUGGAACUCCUGCAGCUGUUUAAGUUGGAGACUGAAGCGAGAAGAGGCAGAUCAGCCAGCUCCGGCCUACAGGAAUACAACUCUCACAUGAAAGAGAACGAACUGGAGCAGGAGAUACGCAGACUCAAACAGGAUAACCGCAGUCUGAAGGAGCAGAACGAUGAGCUGAACGGACAGAUCAUUAAUCUGAGCAUCCAGGGAGCAAAGAGCCUUUUUACCGAGUCUCUCUCUGAGUCGCUCGCCGCCGAGAUCAACAACGUCUCCCGCACUGAGCUGAUGGAGGCCAUCCACAAACAGGAGGAGAUCAACUUCCGUCUGCAAGACUACAUCGACCGCAUCAUCGUCGCCAUCAUGGAGUCCAAUCCUUCCAUCCUGGAGGUCAAAUAAUCGCCAUGACGACAACCUUUCCUGAUUUAUGAACUGACACAGGCGUAUUGAAUGAGUCUGGAGAGGAAGUGGAGAAUACAAUCACUAUGUUGAUCAAAUGAUUUAAUAAUCCAUAGCACUGUGUGUGUGUGUGUGUGGGUGUGUGUGUGUGAGAUUGGCCCUGUCUUCUGGUUCCUGUGACUUCCCAGAGUUUUGGGAUUGAGGCGCCCGUUCCCUCUCUCUGUACAUGUAUGUUUAUGAUUCAUAAAUUGAAUUUCAGUGUAAGAAA